GAAUUUCCCAUCACAAUAAUAUCGCGCCAAUCGUCGCUGCUAUCACAUUUUACUGUGCGCCCAGCGGAUUGGGAUCCGCUUCCACCCACCCGAGCAAUUCCGAGCAACCAAUUCCACCAAGCCGCCACCCCCAAUCCCGAUCGAAAAGAAACCCUAGGCAGGCGGCUGGCCAAUUGGAGAUCCGAUGGCUCCUUCUCCGCCUCCUCCGCCGGCGGCGAGCGGCGCGCAGUACGCACACCAGUUCCUCAACACGGCGCUCUCCCAGCGGGGCCCCUCCGCGCUGCCCUACGCCGAGGACGUCAAGUGGCUGAUCCGUAACCACCUGGUGGCGCUGGCCGAGGCCUUCCCGUCCCUCCACCCCAAGGCCGCCCUCUUCACGCACAACGACGGCCGCGCCGCCCACCUCCUCCAGGCCGACGGCACCAUCCCCAUCCACCACACCGGCGCCUCCUACAACCUCCCCGCCGUCAUCUGGCUCCCCGAGCCAUACCCGCGCUCCCCGCCGCUCGUCUUCCUCUCCCCCACCCGCGACAUGGUCAUCAAGCCCCACCACCCACUCGUCGACCGCUCCGGCCUCGUCGCCAACGCCCCUUACCUCCGCUCAUGGGUCUUCCCCUCCUCCAACCUCGUCGACCUCGUCCGAUCCCUCUCCCACCUCUUCGGCCUCGACCCGCCCCUAUUCACCAGGAGUCCCCUUCCCCCCGCCGCCGCGCCACCUCCUAAUCCCCCUCCGCCACGGGUAGUCCCCACCCCCACCCAAUCCUCUUCCUCCUCCCCCUCCCCCUCCCCCUACAGGGUUGGUGGGUUCCCCGCCUCGCCCCAGCUCGCCACGCGCCGGCCUCCCGCCGAGGACCCCGCCGAGGUCUUCAAGCGCAACGCCAUCGCCAAGCUCGUCGACAUGGCCUACGCAGACGCCGCCGCCCUGCGCCCCGCCCGUGAGGCCGAGGUCGACGCCCUCUUCGCCGUCCAGGCAGAGCUGCGCCACAGGGGCGACCUCGUCGCCGAUGGAGUGCGCAGGAUGGGGGAGGAGAAGGAGGCGCUGGAGCGCCGCCUGCAGGACGUCAUGAUGGCCACCGACGUGAUAGAGGCCUGGGUCGUGGAGAACAGGAGAGGGGGCACCCAAACCACGGAUGACGCCAUCGAGCCUGCCGAUGUGCUGUCCAGGCAGAUGAUCGAGUGCACGGCGGCCGAUUUGGCACUGGAGGACACCAUCUACGCCCUCGACAAGGCUGUUCAGGAAGGCUCCGUGCCGUUUGAUGGCUACCUCAGGAGUGUGCGCGCUGUGGCACGCGAUCAGUUUUUCCAUCGUGCCCUAUCGGCCAAGGUGCACGGCGCACAGCAGCAAGCUAAGAUUGCUAGUAUGGCGGUGCGGGCACCACGGUAUGCAUCAUAGGGAUGACGGUCAGUAUACUUGCCUUCUCUACAACUGAUUUUGCCCAUCUCAAUUGUUAAGUGUCUGUGUAAAGUCUGUACUCUGUGCGCUUACUGCGUGGAGGAGAUAAUACAAUGUUUGCCUGUCACGAUUGCUCUAUAGGAGUGGAUGGAUAGGAAAGGAUCGUGUCAAUAAGAACUUUAGUUGGAAUUGCAUCACAGGAUGUCAUGUAUGGUUUUUGACCUUCCAAUUGCAAUACAUACUCCAUUUCUGUUCUUUACAUUA
Molecule: messenger RNA, 1657 nt
Organism: Phragmites australis (common reed)
Lineage: Eukaryota; Viridiplantae; Streptophyta; Magnoliopsida; Poales; Poaceae
Product: protein ELC-like
Exons: 1
Coding region: 185-1393 (402 amino acids)
Biological process (GO): protein transport; protein modification process; endosome to lysosome transport
Cellular component (GO): ESCRT I complex
Molecular function (GO): ubiquitin binding
Source: RefSeq, a predicted model, not a curated record